Molecule: messenger RNA, 787 nt
Organism: Ilyonectria robusta
Lineage: Eukaryota; Fungi; Ascomycota; Sordariomycetes; Hypocreales; Nectriaceae
Exons: 1
Coding region: 171-623 (150 amino acids)
Source: RefSeq, a predicted model, not a curated record
CUCAAUCAAUUACAAACAUAAUUAAGAAUGACAACACCCCGUCCUAUUUCCGACAAUGAACCUCCUCAUGGACAAGGCGACCAAGGAGGAGAAUGCGUAUUCAGAUGCAUGGCUCUCGAUAUUCCACCCCCUCGGUAUGACGCGGCCCAUGCGUCCGGCGUCUUAUCGCGAUGCGGCCGAUAAGGAGAGCCGUUGCGCGCCGUCAAAUCCAGGACCAGUACAUGCAACGGAAUGCUGCGUUGGCCGCUCAGCGACAGAGCGCUCCGCAAGAUGCCAGUCAGCAAACUGCGUCACAGCCGGCCAUGACGCGAGUUCGGGUUCGGGUUCAAACUUCCAUGCCACUUCCAGGAACUCGAGGUCAACAGCAAAUGAAUCGCCGCAUGCUCUCAUACUCGAAUGGCGGCGUUGCUGGCGUCUCGCGAUCGGCAGGGGACGUAAGAGCCUCAGCUCCGGCCGCGGUUCCGACACCGGUAUCGCUUCCGACGCAAGUUGACGCUGUUCCCCAAUCUGCCCGUGGCAUGGUUACAGUUACUGUUCGUUCCAGCGAGGCUCAGGUCACCUUCUGGUCCGAUGUUCGUGGUCAGCGCGCUCAGCAGGAUGGAGCACAUGGACAGCAAUCUUAACUCCUAGGCAGAGAAGGACACUGGACAGGUGGCCUUGCUACAUGAUGGCAGAGAGAAGUAAAUGACGAUUUCGGAAAUGUGUUGGAUAGAUAGUGGAAAAAGAUACACAAUUCCUUAGUCUUGCACUCAAUACUACUCGCCGCCUAUUUCCCGAGCUUUGGGCC